This is a messenger RNA of Daldinia vernicosa, 1481 nucleotides long. RefSeq lists its product as uncharacterized. The record is from RefSeq and is a predicted model, not a curated record. Lineage: Eukaryota; Fungi; Ascomycota; Sordariomycetes; Xylariales; Hypoxylaceae. The transcript is spliced from 3 exons. Gene Ontology annotation, biological process: L-tyrosine biosynthetic process. Gene Ontology annotation, molecular function: prephenate dehydrogenase (NAD+) activity; NAD+ binding. The coding region runs from base 415 to 1158 and encodes 247 amino acids.
AGCAAUAUACAAAUUCUCCGAAAUGGCCAUCUUGUAUCUCGCGCGUGUGACUACAUUAUUUACAGCGUAGAGGCUGCGGCGAUUGACCGCGUCGUUGCCGAGUAUGGCCCUUCAACAAAGCUUGGUGCCAUCGUAGGUGGGCAAACAUCGUGCAAGGCCCCUGAGAUUAAGGCAUUCGAAGACCACCUCCCGGCCGACGUGGACAUAGUUUCUUGCCAUUCCCUCCACGGCCCCAAGGUCGACACGACAGGCCAACCAUUAGUUAUUAUUAGGCAUCGGGCUUCUGAUGACUCCUUUAAGAAAGUCGAGAACGUCCUUAAAUGCUUACAUUCGACACACGUGUACCUAUCAGCACACGAGCAUGACCGCAUCACGGCAGACACGCAAGCUGUAACUCACGCAGCGUUCUUGAGCAUGGGCAAGGCGUGGCAUUCAAUGCGGCAGUUCCCCUGGGAGGGCGCGCGCUACGUCGGCGGCAUCGAGAACGUCAAGAUCAACCUAACCCUGCGCAUCUACAGCCAGAAGUGGCACGUGUACGCCGGUCUCGCCAUCCUAAAUCCAGAAGCUCGUAAGCAAAUCGACCAGUACGCGAAGAGCGUGACGGAGCUGUACAAACUCAUGUUAGGCGGACACCUCGACGAGCUACGAGCACGCGUCCUAGCCGCUAAGGAGAAGGUAUUCGGCAAAGAGCACAAGCCAAAGUGGGCCGAUAAGCCACUGCUAAAGGACGAGGUCCUAGAUCAGUUCACCCUAGGGGGCGCGCGAGCAGAGCCCCAACAGCCGCUUCCUAAUAACCACCUCAGCCUGCUAGCCAUGGUGGACUGCUGGAGCGCGCUGGGCAUCGUGCCGUACGACCACAUGAUCUGCAGCACGCCGCUGUUCCGGCUCUGGCUCGGGGUGACGGAGCACCUGUUCCGGGACGCGGGGCGGCUGGACGCGGCGCUGCGGAUCGCGGUGGAGGACAACACGUUCCGCAGCGACGACCUCGAGUUCACGUUCGCGGCGCGCGGGUGGGCGGAGUGCGUCGGUCUGGGACACUUCGAGACGUGGAAGGAGCGGUUCGUCGUCACGCAGAAGUUCUUCGAGCCGAGGUUCCCUGGCGCUAUUGAGGUCGGGAAUGCGAUGGUGAAGGCGGUGCUGGAGAGUACUAAGGACUAGGACGCUUAGGGGUGGCAUGGGGGGUUUUUUGUGUAUGAGUUCGCGAGAAUAUAUUGAGCACUGCGGUUGUGUUGUUAUGUUGUUGUGCCAUUGCGAUGAGCAGUCCGAGACCGGUUUGAUUAACGAAGCGUAUGUUUUCGAUAUAUGUUAAGCAUAUAUUUCUGCGCAUUAUGUACAGGUAGGUAACCUUUAAAGACUUACUUAAGGUGAGUGCCUUAAGUUUACGAAGGGUUAUUGUGUUGCAUUUUUUUUUACGCUAAGGACUUAUAUUACCUUUUUAUUUAACUUAAAUAAGAAAAUAAAACUAUUAAAAAUGAAAGUGU